AUGCCAGUGGUGAAAAAGAGACGUACGCAUCACGGUAAAUCCUCUAGGAUCCAUCAUCAAUUACAGUUACAACAACAACAACAGUUACAGGUGAAGCAAAGAUUUGAAAAUUCUCGUCUAAGGCCCGAACAUGUAUCUGCAGUUUCACACGAUGAGAGUGAUACAAUUUCAUACAGAUCACAUCUUUUGAAAAAUUUCAUCAAAUCAGGAGAAUUUAUAGAUGUUUUAACUACACAAUUGGUUCCAUUAGAUAAGAUAAAGCCACCCGAAAUCUUCAAGGGAAUCACGCCAAGUCAGUUGGAAGGAAAAUUACAAGUACAAAAGGAAUCACUGUCACAGUUACAAGAAGUGCUUAAUGGAUUUAAAUGGGAGUUAGAUGACAACUCUAGUUUCUUAAAGGAUAAACUCUGGUCGGCAGAAUUGAAUCUACAAGAACCUGACGAAAUUUUGAAGCUGUAUGAAUCCAAAUUUGAACUUAGGUCGCAGGAAAAUAGUGUCGUUACUCAUAAAGGUAAAUUUACCCAUUUACAAAAAGAUCAAAGCCGUGCUCCUGAUGGAUAUUGGUCUAAUCAUGCAAAAUUGAAGAAAGAACUUAGAGAGAAGAAAUUACAAAUUCAAUGGGAACAAGAACAGGAAAGGCAAAGACGAGAACAAGAGAGGAGAGCCCAAGAGGAGGAAGAAUUGCGUAGAAAAGAAGAAGAGCAACAUCAACAGCGGCAACGAGAAAGGGAACAGCUGGAACAAGAACACUUCCAACGGCAACAGCUGGAGCAGCAGCAGGAACAACAGCAGGAACAACAGCUACAGCCUGCUCAAGACGAGAAUCAAGAUCAACAGUUUCAGGAAGGUCCUAAUGAUUCCCAACAAGAUGAGCAAUCACCUGAUGAUGAUUCAAAGGCACAGGUGCCUCCAUCUCAGCAACAAAAUUCAAAUCCAAAUAUGAUGGAUAGUAUAUUCGGUGAUUUCGGUAAUGAGCCCUUCAAUAAUGGAUUUGAAGAUGAAUUUGGUGAUAUUGAUACCGCGUUCUUUUAA
Molecule: messenger RNA, 1032 nt
Organism: Zygosaccharomyces rouxii
Lineage: Eukaryota; Fungi; Ascomycota; Saccharomycetes; Saccharomycetales; Saccharomycetaceae
Gene: SNF6
Product: Snf6p
Exons: 1
Coding region: 1-1032 (343 amino acids)
Source: RefSeq, a predicted model, not a curated record